Messenger RNA from Chinchilla lanigera (long-tailed chinchilla), 4743 nucleotides. RefSeq names its product hdc homolog, cell cycle regulator (gene Heca). The record is from RefSeq and is a predicted model, not a curated record. Lineage: Eukaryota; Metazoa; Chordata; Mammalia; Rodentia; Chinchillidae.
GGCGGGCCAGAGCGUGUCAGCGCAGCCGAAUCAAAACAAGCCGGAGACCCGCCUUUUCCCUCCCGCUCUGGAGCGUCUCCACCGCGCCCCCGGCCCGAAGCCCCUUGUGCCACGCCUCUGAUCUGCAGCUUUGGCAGGCCCGUGGACCUGGAGAAGGAUGACUACCAGAAGGUGGUGUGCAACAAUGAGCACUGCCCCUGCAGCACCUGGAUGCACCUGCAGUGCUUCUAUGAGUGGGAGAGCAGCAUCCUGGCGCAGUUCAACUGCAUCGGCCGGGCUCGCAGCUGGAACGAGAAGCAGUGCCGCCAGAACAUGUGGACCAAGAAGGGCUACGACUUGGCCUUCCGCUUCUGCUCUUGCCGCUGUGGGCAGGGCCACUUAAAGAAGGACACAGACUGGUACCAGGUGAAGCGGAUGCAGGAUGAGAAAAAAAAGAAGUCUGGGUUGGAGAAAAACACAGGGAGGCCCCCUGGGGAGGCUGCAGAGGAGGCAAAAAAAUGCAGGCCCCUGAACAAACCCCAGAAAAGCCUGAACCAUGACCUCCCCCGACGGCAUUCCAUGGACCGGCAGAACUCUCAGGAGAAGGCGGUCAGCACCACAGCCUAUGGUGGCCGCUCCCCUUGUGGUUCCCCUGGUCAGUCCCCACCCACUGGCUACUCCAUCCUCUCUCCUGCCCACUUCAGCGGUCCCCGCUCCUCUAGAUACCUUGGGGAAUUCUUAAAGAAUGCCAUCCACCUCGAGCCUCACAAAAAGGCCAUGGCCGGGGGCCACGUGUUCAGAAAUGCCCACUUUGAUUACAGUGCUGCUGGAUUGUCUGUUCACAGAGGGGGACACUUCGACACCCCCGUACAGUUCCUGCGGCGGCUGGACCUCUCUGAGCUCCUCACUCACAUCCCCAGGCAUAAGCUGAACACUUUCCAUGUGCGGAUGGAAGACGACGCCCACAUGGGCCAGGGCGAGGAUCUGCGGAAGUUCAUUCUGGCAGCCCUCAGUGCCAGCCACAGAAACGUUGUAAACUGUGCUCUGUGCCACCGGGCACUUCCUGUCUUUGAACAGUUCCCACUGGUGGACGGAACUUUGUUCCUAAGUCCCUCAAGACACGAUGAGAUUGAAUAUGAUGUUCCUUGUCACCUUCAAGGGAGGCUCAUGCAUCUGUACGCAGUGUGUGUGGAUUGCCUAGAAGGGGUUCACAAGAUCAUCUGCAUCAAGUGUAAGUCGCGGUGGGAUGGAAGCUGGCAUCAGCUGGGCACAAUGUAUACCUACGACAUCCUGGCCGCCUCUCCCUGUUGUCAGGCCCGCCUGAACUGCAAGCACUGCGGGAAACCUGUGAUCGAUGUGCGGAUUGGGAUGCAGUACUUCUCCGAGUACAGCAACGUCCAACAGUGUCCACACUGUGGGAACCUGGACUACCAUUUCGUGAAGCCAUUCUCCUCCUUCAAAGUUCUUGAAGCUUAUUGAUGAAAGCUUUGCUUUAGUAAUAGCUAUUUUAUUGAUAUUAUUACUUUAUUACAUAUCUUUUAUAGGGAAACAUUCUGUGACAUUAAUUUCUUUUCUAAUUUAAAGCAGAGUUACUUUGUAUAUGUAUACCACUAAAAUGGGGCUGCCCUUUCCCCUGUCUUGAUUCCCCAGUGUUAGUCUGUGAUCAGGACCAGAGCCAGGCGGGUAAUCACGUGAGUGUGGGUAGGGUUCCUGCUCACCAGGAGUCUCUGAUGCAGCUUUAAAGUGGUGGGGAGGAUGGGACGGAUCUAGGAAAGGGAUUACGUGGUUGUGGACUAAAAGCAUGGAAGGGAUAGAGAGGGAGCGUUGAGUAAAAUGUUAACUUUCUAAAGACCCACUUGUAGAUCUUCUGUGGGCCUUAGGCAAAAUAUGUGACAAGUGAAUGUAAGUCUGAGCCUGGAGAGCUAAUAGUGUAUUAGGCUGUCUCGGCUUAGUGUUCUGCAGCACAUACUGACAUGCGGUUUACACUCAACAGAUGAUUUAGAAGUGGAAUGAGUAUUCUUUUCUUUUGUGUUAUAAAACUUAACAGUCAGUUUUCCUACUGAAAAUAAUACCCAAAUUAGAAGAUAGGAAAACUAUUGCUGUUGGAAACAUUCCUAGCUAAGCUGACCUAUAACAAUAUGUGAAGUAAGUUUGGAAGGGAUGCACUUCUCAUUGAGAGGGCACAAAGGCAGAGCGCUGUCAUUUGAGUUACUCUGUGUGGGAAGUCGGUUGAAGAAACUCUUUAAGGAGAAUCCACGUAGAGUGUGAUUGGGGGGUGACGAUGUCUGCAGAUUGCACUUUGGAAGUGCUGUUUGGUGUCAGAUCCUUCCCACAGGUAAAUCUCACAGCCAUAGAACCUAACUGGUGAGCUGCAGAACCAGUCAUGCCACACUUACCUUCCCCAUAAUGCCUUAUAGCUAUGUCUGAUCCAUUUAAUACUGAGUUUCCAAAAUCAGAGUUGAGCUGAGGAAGGGAAGAGUUGUUUGAGAAAACGAUGAAGAAAAGAGUAAUUUUAGCAUUUCUUUUUAAAGUGUGUCAUUUUGGAAAAUUACUGUUGUAAUGCUUAACAGUAUGCUUUAAAAAACCAGUCAUCCUAAAGAUCCUCAUGAUAACUUGUUGGUUAAAAAAAAAACACUUGCAGAACUUCAUUAGAGCAUUGAGCAUUCUAAAAUACUAUCUUCUGUUCAUCAGACUGUAAUACAUUGAUACCCCAUACUUUCAUAGAAUUGAAAUUAGAUUCUCACAAGUGAAUUUGAUAAUUGCAAGUAUGAUGUGUGUAUAUGCUAAAAGGGUUACUAAAAUUAAUCAUUCUAUGAAUUAGCCCAAUUUGGCAUUGAUGUGAAUAUUUUAUAAUAUUUAUUUGGCUUAUAACUUUUCUCAGUGUGAUUUUUCCUUUCAGGCUUUAUUGUACUUGAGUUUCAUUUUUACUGUGUGAAAUAUGUUUGGAACAACACAACAUUGGAAAAACAGUGCAUCAACUAAUACUCUUCACUUUUUACUUUGGGUGAUUGUUACUUGGUGUAAUGCAUGUGAUUUGGUGUUUGAUCUGAAAAAUACUCCGCAGUGAAGGAGCUCAAAAUGCCUAUGUGAAACAGAAAGUCACUAUUGGUCAGGCAAUGUUGAGUGCAACUACAGGCCUGUAGAAUAUAGCCCUUGGAAAUUUGUCAUUGAUACACAAAGCUGUAAUUGUGAACUAACUGUUUCCCUAUUGAUUCUCUUAUUCAAGUUUAUAAAUUGGUAAGUUUCUCUUGUUUUCAGAGAACCAUUUGGAUUUUAUUUCGGAAUUUAAUAUUAUUGGUAAAAUAAUCUUACAACUCACCUGUUCUUCAGUCUACCUACAUAUUUCUAGUAAAACCUGCAUAUUGUUUGAAAGCUUACAGUUGACCUAUACAUUACAUUCAGCAAACUGUUCCGGGUAAAAUCACUAUAGGGUUAGUGUAUGCUGCAUCCCAUAUUUUUUCCUUAGAUUGUUUUCUACCCCCUUGAAAAGUAAGUAUGAUGAGGUUUCACUAUAAUUGAGUAAAAUUUGCUUUUGGAUGUUACUUUGAUGAUGCAGUGAAGAUUCUGUAGAUGUAUGCAGUUAUAUAAAAGGAGGCAUGAGUAUCAUACUCAAAAUCUUUCAAGGCAUUACAUUUUUAUCUAAAAGGGAUAGUUUGGCUAAUUAGAGAAUAAAAUAUAAUUAAAUAUGCAAAACUAUAAAGUGCUGACUUUCAUGUUUUCUCCAAGCUUGCCUCAAGCACCUUGAUCGUGAUUGGAAUUUGUCGAGAAAGAUGAUUAUUUUUGUCAUUGUUAGGAUAUUGAAGGAUAUCAGUCAUCCAGGAGAUUCUGUUUCUGUUUUUCUGAUAAAGUGUUCCAUAACAUGAAGCAGUCUUUUGAGUGAGUAAUAAUUUCAGUAGUUUUUAAUCUGCUCUAACAUUUUCUAAUCCUUGUUUGUAAGCGUUCCAUACGUUGAACAAAUGUAAUUAUCUACUAUAGUGCAGAGAGAAGACAGUUUAUGAUAGGUCAUUUUUUCUUCAGGCCGUCUCAGUUCUCCACUUUCUCCUGGUUACACCUGAGGCCUGGAUGUACUGCUUAUACUUUAAAGAGAGACAUUGUGCCAUGAAAUUGAGAGGUGGUUCAGUUGUCCUGUUCUAGUUACAAAAGAGCUUCCCCAAACAUCCUUUACAUUUCAGUUUUUAUGAGAGAACAUUUUCUGAACAAAAGAGAUUUUCACAUUUUGGCAAAAAUUAGCUCAACAAGAAAAAAUACCAUUAGGUGUUUAAAUGAUGAAAGUAACAGAACUAAUGUGCUGAAGUCUUUGCGUUUAGUACUGCAAGACCAGUGCUUACUAUGCUGUCUGUUCUCUUGUGCCCAGGUUGGUCAUCCCGGUUUGCUUUUUCUGUUUAGUCUCCUGGUCACAGCUGUUGGGUAAUUGUAGUUGGAGAUUGGAGAAGCAGUGAGAAGAAAGUGCUCUUCAGUGUUUUGGUUCUUACAAUAGGCUGCUGCCUACCUAAGUUCAUUUCCACAUCCUGUUGACUUUAUUUUGUUGCUCCAGGUAAUUGAAAGGAAAUAAAAUGGGUGGACACCAUUAAAACCAGCUCAGAAAUACAUUGUUUGGUAAAGAUUUGUCAGAAUGUUUUGGAUUGCACUUUUGUUGAGGGAAGACAGUGUAAAUAGUUGAAGAAUGUUGAUGAAAUUAAAACAUUUGGUUAUGGAAUUUUGUGUGGGGUUAGAGGCUUUCUGUUUGUGAAAUGUAUGUACUAAAAAUAAAGUUUCAGAAGCUAA